CAUUGCAUGUUCCUGCAGUAGAGCACAAUUGUAGUAGCGAUAAGGUUGUGGGCUUGAUUCCCAAAAAGAUGUACGGUAUGGCUUGAAUGCAGUGUAAAAUGUUCCAGGCAAAUGAAAUGGAAAUAAAUUAAAUGAGAAGGCAAAACAUCACAGAGAUUGGGGAUGGACUCUUUUGAGUUGGGUUAGCAAAUAACCACACAGAAUACCUUAUGUCAAGUUGGGUUCAAUUCGGUUUGGUCUUUAAAACUUAUUUGUGGCAGUGUGAGGAAGCAGAGCUAAAUUUGGUCACUCCUUUUCCUGAUAGCCUGUUUUCCCCAGGUCCAUUCAAUUCCCGGUACGGUAUUAAGCUGGCUUACUUGAGGCCAUACAAGGCUGUAAGACACACUAAUCUCUGGAGGUGAGUCUUGAGCAUCUAGGCCACCAAGACUACAGGAGAUGUGGCUAAGGAUAGCUCCUCUAAGGGGAUUACUAGAAGUGUGAGGGCGUGUCCUAUGACACGCAAGACAAGCCAGCGCUCAAGGAUUAGGCCAUUAGUGCUUAGUUGAGUCGCACCAAGGACACAGCCACUCUCUUAUCUGCCACUCUCUGCAACCCAGACCUACAACUUCCACUAGAAACCAUGUCGAAGGAAAAACUGGAAGGCCUGGUGAAGCGCAUGGAGGUGACCCUCGUGGAGAUGGAGCAGCUGAAGCUGCACUGUGGCCGGCAGAGCGAGGAGCUGAGCCAGCUGGUGGUGGAGCUCCGCAGGGAGAACCAGGAGCUCGCUGAGAAGUACAACCAGCUGGCCCAGGACAUGAAGGAGGCUAAAGAAAUCAUCGAGCAGUUGCAGGACACCAAGUACGCUUUUGACGCCAAGGAGAGGCAAGCCCAGAAGCUCAGCCGACAACUCUGAAAGACCACAAACGGACUGACGACCCAAUGUUUACUAGGUGCAUGUUGGGAAUAUUUUUGAUUACAGAGACUUGUUAUAAAGGAGUGAAG
Molecule: messenger RNA, 981 nt
Organism: Sinocyclocheilus rhinocerous
Lineage: Eukaryota; Metazoa; Chordata; Actinopteri; Cypriniformes; Cyprinidae
Product: golgin subfamily A member 3-like
Exons: 2
Coding region: 620-892 (90 amino acids)
Source: RefSeq, a predicted model, not a curated record